Messenger RNA from Drosophila virilis, 414 nucleotides. RefSeq lists its product as uncharacterized. The record is from RefSeq and is a predicted model, not a curated record. Lineage: Eukaryota; Metazoa; Arthropoda; Insecta; Diptera; Drosophilidae.
AUGGAUGUCACAUACGAUGAAUGGAAGCAGAUCCUGGCCGGACUCCUCGCUUACGUGCUUGCAGCUAUUGUCGCAGUGCCCGAUUACCUGCUCAAGUUGUGGCAGAGUUUUCGUAGAUUCUAUAGUAAGAUCUAUAUCUUUCUAAAUGUGUUUUCAAUUACCUAUGGCAUUAUGCUAUGUAAUAUCAAAAUAAGGAUCGAGCAGCUGGCCCUGAGCUACGAUCAAAUCUGUGCAUUGAAAUUAUGCGCUCUUCUAUGGUCCCUGAUAUUGGCCUUCCUGUGCUACUUCGGCUGUCUGGCGUCUAAGCUCAUACUCAACCAGUAUCGAGUCCAGGCUCUGGCCAGGCAGCGGUCACGUCAACUCUACAACUUUAAUCGCCAGCAGCAGCUAAAGAUGCAAAACCGCAUGCUGUAG